AUGGAAAAAUCCAAAAUGGAAUAAAUUUUGGAAGCCACAAUGUGUCAUCAUCUUCUCUACCUGCUUGCCUUGUACCUGAAACUCCUUCUGUACCUUUCCCCUUCUGUCUCUCUCUAAAAUUCAUCGACCCUUUAUUGCAUUCUCUCUUGCCCUCGUGGGUUUCGCUUGUUGACCCAAGAAAGGCAGGGAUUUUAGAGAGACAAACCAAAGGUGGAGGCCGAAAAACCCUAGAAAUUUCACUCCAUGGAAGAAUCAAGUGAAGUGCACUCUGAAGAGAACAAAAUUUGUGAGGAGAAGAACAAGAAAAGAAGGCUUAAGACACCAUCCCAGGUUCAGGCUCUAGAGAAAUUUUAUAAUGAACACAAAUAUCCCACAGAGUCCAUGAAAUCAGAACUUGCAGAAGAGAUAGGAUUAACAGAAAAGCAAAUUUCUGGAUGGUUUUGCCACAGAAGGUUGAAGGACAAAAAGCUAUUGGAAGAUGAAGCAGGUGCAAAUGGAAGGCAAGAUCGUUCGAGUGGUGUUAUACAGGAUCGUGGCAGUGGAUAUAGACAGGAUUCAUGUGGCAGCACCAAGCACGGGGAUUAUAGGCAUAUUGAUCCUAGGGAAGUUGAAAGUCGAAGGUUCUAUGGGCAAGAAUUUUCAGCUGCAGACCUUAAUUAUGAGCACAGGAGUCAUUAUACUGGAAAUUUUAGUGGCAGGGGUGACACAUCAUCAGAAAGUAGCUCAGAUUUACAAGAUAGGUUUUUUCCUCAGAAUGAAGAUCCUUUUGAUGUUGAAACUUCAAAACUUCCAACAAGGAGUGGAAUUGUCAUGCCAAUAAAUACCAAAGGUGCCCAAAACAGGGGAUUUGUUCGGCCAUCAGGAUAUUUGAAAGUGAAGGGUGAAAUUGAGAAUGUUGCUAUUACUGCUGUUAAGAGGCAACUAGGGAGGCAUUAUCGAGAGGAUGGUCCACCACUUGGUGUUGAAUUUCAGCCACUCCCCCCUGGUGCUUUUGAGUCAUCAAUUAGGGAUCAAGAUGAUGAACCCUACUAUGUUGGCAAUUCCAUUAUGUCCCAAUCCCCGGAUAAUCCCGGAGUUCGCAAACCACCCAGUCUUAGUACUAGAUAUGAAGUGUGUAGUUCCAAGUUGGCUUCUCAAAAUUCUUGUAUGGAAGAGGCAAACUUUGGAACCAUGCAUGGAUUUGAUAGUAGGGACAAUUACUCUAACCGCCAAUUAAAGCAAAAGGGUUCUUUUCCUAAUUAUAGCAAUUCGUCCCCUGGCUGGAACUUUUCCAAGGAUAUGCAUGAAGAUGCUGCUGGAGAAACCUCCUUUGUUAAUAGCAACAAGAACUAUGAGAUGAGGUCUAAUCCUGGUAUUGAAGGGAUGAGAUUGAGUUCUGUUUCUAAUCGUCGCCUUCAUCCCUAUGGUGGAAAAGUUACUAGUGAACAAACAGACUCUUGGUUGCAUGAGUAUGAUGACAUCAGGCCCAAGAUUGUCCAGCAGAAGGAAUACUUGAAAUCUAAACCUUCAAAUUUGAUACUUCAGCAAAGUGGGUCUUGUGAUGAUGAAGGGAGAGGGCAGUUGAGAAAUAUGGCAAAGAUGGAAGAAGUUUGUCGAGAAAGGAGAGCAAUGAGAGAAUAUUCUGAUCCAGUAGGUGAAAAGGUGCAACCAACAAAUGAAAUGAGAGUUGCUAAGAGAGUUAGAGAUGAGUCUCCACCACUGGAUUAUGCAAAAAAAUCAUCAUUUUCUGAAACACCAACAUGGGGAAAUCAGAUCAAAGGGUCUGCUAUGGAGAUGCCAUCUAGUUUCAGUGAGGAUGAAACUGCCGAAACCAGUUCUUCCAUGGAUUGAGGAAGCAACGAUAGAGAGAUCUGAAAGUUUCUCAAUGUCACAUCUGAAAGAGAGGAAAGAAACGGCCACCAUGCCAAGUAAAGACGCAAUGAAGCUGUACAGUUGAGAACGAUCUGUUUAACCACAACAUUAAGCACCAGUAGGAUCAACACCAGAAGUAGAAGCAGGAGAAAGUUUUCAGUUGAUUGCCCCACCCAAGUUCUUUUGUCCCUUACAAUGCUUACCUGUUUAUACAUAUAUAUAUGUACAAAAGCUUUUACCUUUAUUGCCUAACUGAGAUUGAGAUUCUUUUGGGAGUUUGAUUGUAAAAAUCUCAGUUGCCUGGGAGCUCUUCUAAUCUCAGAUUCAUGCAUAGGCCUGAUCGCAUGAUACAUUCAGAGCUCAUGGCUCAUGUUUUCUUCUCUAUUUUCCCAAUGAAGGGCUUGUCUUAUUUGGUUUCA
Vitis riparia (riverbank grape) is the source of this 2270-nucleotide messenger RNA. RefSeq lists its product as uncharacterized. The record is from RefSeq and is a predicted model, not a curated record. The transcript is spliced from 8 exons. Bases 244 to 1830 code for a protein of 528 amino acids. Gene Ontology annotation, molecular function: DNA binding. NCBI's taxonomy places the organism in Eukaryota, Viridiplantae, Streptophyta, Magnoliopsida, Vitales, Vitaceae.